Macrosiphum euphorbiae (potato aphid) is the source of this 264-nucleotide messenger RNA. Lineage: Eukaryota; Metazoa; Arthropoda; Insecta; Hemiptera; Aphididae. The record is from the annotation of a GenBank genome assembly.
AUGUUGUCCCUUUGUAAAGAAAACCCGAUCAUCGCUCUGGGCUGCUCAACUGCUCAACUGCUCCGUUCAACUGCUCGACUGCUCCGUUCAACUGCUCUGCUCAACUGCUCCGUUCAACUGCUCAACUGCUCCGCUCAACGGCUCCGUUCAACUGCUCAACUGCUCCGUUCAAGGCUCCCAGCUCCAACAUCAUUCAGAACAGAUCGAACUUCUUAUUCCAAGUUAGCUGGAACUUGCAAGGGGGAGUAUGUUCGCUCCGUUUGA